Messenger RNA from Rotaria sp. Silwood1, 2949 nucleotides. NCBI's taxonomy places the organism in Eukaryota, Metazoa, Rotifera, Eurotatoria, Philodinida, Philodinidae. The record is from the annotation of a GenBank genome assembly.
AUGGGAUGUCUAUUUUCAUUUUUCUUUCGUCCUACGGCUAGUGCCGACAUAGUUGAAACACCACGUCAAGUGUUCUCAUGGGAAAAAGAAGAUCGACAAGCAAUAAGAAAAGAAGAUUUUAUUCUUGAUAAACUUAAAAAUGAAAUAAUUUAUCGAUUAUCAGGUUCUAUUAAUGGACAACAAUUUAUAGUACAAAAUUGUGACAAUUGUACCGUUUAUGUAUUUGAUCAUACAGGUCAAAUACAAAUUGAUGAUUGUACUAAUUGUCGAAUAUUAAUUGGACCUGUUCAUGGAAGUGUUUUUAUUCGAGAUUCAACAAAUUGUAUAUUAGCAACAGUGUGUCAACAAUUUCGUACACGAGAUUGUCGUGAUUUAUAUGUUUAUUUAUCAUGUACUAGUCAACCAAUAAUUGAGUCAUCACAUAAUAUUAAAUUUGGAUGUUUAACAUUAAAUUAUGAUAAAUUAGCUGAGCAAUAUAAAUUGGCUGAUAUUAAUCCAUGGAAUAAUACUUGGGGUAAUAUUCAUGAUUUUACAACAAUUCCUGGUGGAAAUAAUUAUUCAUUACUUGAUCAAAAUGAAAAUUUAUUUAAACAUUUACCAAUACCAAUAGAUCCAUCAUGUAGUCAUAUGAAUAUAAAUGAUAAUAUGGAAACAAGUGUAACACCUUUUACUUAUGGAGAAUUAUAUCGUCAUCGAAACGAAGAACGUUGUUUAGUAGUAUUUUUUCAAAAUUCAAAUGCUGAUUCUUGUGCUCGAGAAUUAAUUUUAAUGGCAAAACAAUCAGAAAUUGUACUUGUUCAAACAAAAUAUUUUUUAAUCAAUGAAAUGAGUGCUUCACGAUUAUUUUCAGGAAAUACAACAUAUAAUUCUUUAGUUACAAAAGGUCCUGUUAUAGGUCUUGAAUUUGCUGGUACAAAUUGUAUACAAAUAUGUCAACAAUUACUUAAUAAUUUAAUAAAAUUAAAAUAUCAAAAUUUAUCUCAUUUUAUUAGUCAAUCAGCAACAGAUGCUAAUGAACAACUUCAGAAAUUUUACAAUUUUGCAAACAAUGAAAGAAUGACCGCAACAGGUGUAAGUUCGAUUGAUAAAAAUGCCUCACCUGGCGAUCAACAACGUUUAAAUGAAGGUAAUGGUAAUGAUUAUGAAGAUAAAAUUGUUCAAGAAUUUAGUCAUCUUUUGGAAAAAUCAAAACAAUUAUUUAAUGGAUUAAGAGAUCUUCCACAAUAUGGUCAUAAACAAUGGCAACCAUAUUUUGGACGAACAUUUGAUGUAUAUACUAAAUUAUGGAAAUUUCAACAACAACAUCGAGUUCUUCUCGAUAAAAAAUAUAAUCUUAAACGUUGGCAAAUAGGUGAAAUAGCAUCAAAAAUUGGUCAACUUUAUUAUCAUUUUUAUAUUCGUACAUCGGAAACAAAUUAUUUAAAUGAAGCUUUUGCAUUUUAUUCUGCUAUACGUACACGUGCAUAUUAUUCAAAAGUAAAUCGUGAAGAAAAACCUGAUUUAAUGGUUAAAAAAUUACGUUAUUAUGCACGUUUUAUUGUUGUUUGUCUUUUAUUAAAAAAAACAAAAAUAAUGCGUGAAUUAGUAUGUGAAUUAAAUCGACAAAUAGAUGAAUAUGUUAAAGCAUAUGAUCCAGAUGAUAGUCUUGAAUGGCAACUUGUAUUAAAUGAAAUAUCAACAUUUAUUGAUGUUGAUAAUCAAUUAAAUAUUGAUCAUAUACCAAUAACAUUAUCAUAUCGUUUAAAUAAUUCAUUAGUACCACCAUUACCAAUAGGUUCAGAAAAAAUUUUAUCUAAUAUACAAUUAUAUACAGUUGAAGAAAUUCUGAUUAUUGGAAAUUAUCAAGAUCAAAUUAAAUUUAGUGAACUUACAAUUGAUAUGUAUCGAAUGUUACAAGCUGUUGAAAAACAAUCAAUUGAAUCAACAUUAUCUUAUGAUGAAAAAACAACUGUUCAAUCUCCAACAUCAAUAAAUCAUCAACAACGUGACAUUUAUAAUUUUCACGAUGGUGAUUUUCAACAUCGACCAAAUCCUCAUAAAUAUCUUUUAUAUAAACCAAAUUUUAGUCAAAUCUAUGCUUUUACUGCUUCUGCAUUUAAAGAAUUACCAAAUCAUGGUAUUCUUCUUCUUUAUAUAUCAGCUGAUGGUUAUGAUACACAUUUAAAAAGUAAAAUAGAACAAUCAUAUGAUUUUGGUGGUGUUAAAACAAAUAAUCGUCGUGAUGAUACAAUUGAAAAUUCUAAUUCACCACCAACAUCAACAACAAAUACAUUAGGAAAAAAAUCUCCACCAUCAUCAUCAACAAUAACAACAACAACAACAACAACAAUAGGAUCAAUUAAAGAUAUUCAUAAUAUAUUUCCAGGAGAUCUUUAUCCAUUUUUACGUAAACCAUUAUUUUUAAUAAUUGAUAGUAAUAAUAGUAUUGCUUUUCAAAAUAUGCCAAAUUUAUUUGGUCAACCAUUUGUAUCAUUACUUUCGCCUAUUAAAUUACCUACAGUAUUUCAUGAUUAUCAAAAUAAAGGAAGUUUAUUUACAUUAUUUUUAACAUCACCUAUAUAUGCAUUUUGUUUUGUAUGUCAUUUAAAUGAUUUAACAAAUGAACAAUGGAAUUUAUGUCAAGAACAUAUUAAUAAAAUUAUAUUUGAAAUAACAAAAUUAUUUUUAAAAUCAAAACUUGUUGAUAGUACAAUUUAUCAUUUUUUUGCGGAUGAAUUUUUACGUUUAUUUCUUUCACGUUUUGUUUUUUGCUAUGCUGUACUUCGUUUACAUCGAGCAUUUAAAGGAUCUGGUUUUUAUCCAUCAUCUCAACCACAAUUAUCUAAUGAUCUUCUUGAAAAUGUUCAAAUACAUAAAAUGAUUCUUGAAUUAUCAGCUGUAUUAAAUGUUCGUCAAUUAUUUCUCGAAGGACCAUUGACAACUACUGAUUUAAUAUCAUCAAAUCAAUAA